This is a messenger RNA of Cannabis sativa, 435 nucleotides long. Its product is annotated as secreted RxLR effector protein 161-like. NCBI's taxonomy places the organism in Eukaryota, Viridiplantae, Streptophyta, Magnoliopsida, Rosales, Cannabaceae. The record is from RefSeq and is a predicted model, not a curated record. The transcript has a single exon. The coding region runs from base 1 to 435 and encodes 144 amino acids.
AUGGAGCAGCUAAUGCAUGAUCCAAGUCAAGUUCACUAUGGAGUAGCUAAGCGAAUCCUCAGAUACUCGCAAGGAAUAAAAUUCUACAGAAUAUGGUACAAAGUUAUAAGUAACUCAAAACUUGUUGGCUACAUAGAUAGUGACUGGAUAGGAUCCAUAGACGACAUGAAAAGCACGUCAGGAUAUGCCUUCACACUUGGAUCAGGAAUAUUUUAUUGGGCAUCAAAGAAGCAAGCAACUGUUGCACAAUCAUCAGCAGAAGCAAAGUACAUUGCAGCAGCAAUGACUACAAGCCAAGCUAUAUGGCUCAAAAGAAUACUUGAAGACAUGAGAGAAUUACAAGAAGAAGCUACAAAGAUCUAUUACGAUAGCAAAUCAGCUAUAGCAAUGGCACAAAAUCCAGUAUUUCACAGUAGAACUAAGCAUGCAUAUUAG